Schistosoma turkestanicum is the source of this 477-nucleotide messenger RNA. Lineage: Eukaryota; Metazoa; Platyhelminthes; Trematoda; Strigeidida; Schistosomatidae. The record is from the annotation of a GenBank genome assembly.
AUGUCAAUAUUAUUGAAUGAAAAUUUGUGUGAUUGUAUUCAUUUCUGUUUAUUAAAUGAUCAGCCAUCAUCAUCAUCAUCAUCAUCAUCAUCAUCAUCAUCAUCAUCAUCAUCAUCAUCAUCAUCAUCAUCAUCAUCAUCAUCAUCAUCAUCAUCAUCAUCAUCAUCAUCAUCAUCAUCAUCAUCAUCAUCAUCAUCAUCAUCAUCAUCAUCAUCAUCAUCAUCAUCAUCUCAUCAUCAUCAUCAUCAUCAUCAUCAUCAUCAUCAUCAUCAUCAUCAUCAUCAUCAUCAUCAUCAUCAUCAUCAUCAUCAUCAUCAUCAUCAUCAUCAUCAUCAUCAUCAUCAUCAUCAUCAUCAUCAUCAUCAUCAUCAUCAUCAUCAUCAUCAUCAUCAUCAUCAUCAUCAUCAUCAUCAUCAUCAUCAUCAUCAUCAUCAUCAUCAUCAUCAUCAUCAUCAUCAUCAUCAUUCAUCAUACUAA